AUGAGUGCGAACGCCAACAAUCCGCUCUCGCCAACUGGCACGGGCACUGCCUACCCUUCCGGCGGUGCUGGCGGAUACGGCCCCAUCGGCGCUGGCGAGGUCGACGAUCUCGGCCGCCCAUAUGCGCCAUACAUGGCCGACGCAACUGAUCGCUCUCAGACGCCCCCAAGUCCUAUGCGCGGCGGCCCCGGUGCCUAUGGUACGUACCAUAUUGGUGGGCCGGGUCUCCCACGCACGAGCUCGGUCCCAACUAUCAACAUGCGCGCCCCGUUCCUCAGUCCUGCGUCGCGCCCAGGGAGCAGUCUAUGGGCUCCGCCGAGCUAUCCGUAUGGAUAUGCGCCUGCGAGCGGAUCUUCGACCGCGCUGAACAACUAUGCCGGCGCCGGCAGCUUUGGCGGUGGCUCGGGCUACCUAUAUCCAGGCCAGUAUCCUUCAUACCAGGACAUCCAGUCGCAGCUCAGGAAGAGCAAGCCAAUCAUGCCCAGCUCCAGGAUUACGCAGAAGCUGACUGUAGAGGACAAGCCAUGGCUGGCGACAAGAAGCAGGCGGGAGCGCGUCGGCUACUGGCUGACGAUCAUGGGCAUGAUCAUAGGCUGUGGUGUCGCCGGCGUGCUUAUCUGGUACAACUACACCGGCCAGUUCUACCUCACCGACAGCCAACUGUGCUCCGUCCUCUCGGAGGACUGGAGUGGUGGAUUGGACCUCUCGAGCACGUGGGUCGCAGACAACGAGCUUGGUGGCUUCGACCACGGCGAGUUCCAGGCAACAACACAGCUCAGCCAGAACCUCUAUGUGUCGGACAACGAAUUGUACAUCAUGCCGACACUCACGAGUGACUACAUUGACAGCACGUCUAAAAUCUUUGACGGUUACACGUUUAAGGUGCCGGAUUGCUCGACCACGAACACCACUGCUUGUGAGGUCUCGUCGUCGAACAGCACUGGCGCAGUUGUCAACCCGGUCAUGUCCGCGCGUAUCAGCACUCAGGGCAAGUACAGCAUCCAAUACGGUCGUGUCGAGGUCGUCGCGAAGAUCCCGUCCGGUGACUGGCUCUGGCCGGCUAUCUGGAUGUUGCCCGUCAACAACACGUACGGUGCGUGGCCGAUGAGCGGUGAAAUUGACAUCAUGAUGGCUCGUGGAAAUCCGUCUUCGUACCCCGCGCAGGGAGUAGACUAUGUCCGAGGCCAGCUUAUAUACGGUGUGAUGGCGUCGCUCCAGACAACGCUCUAUGGAUGGUGGGACAGCAAGAUGACGCCCUAUAGCGAGGGCUUCCACACGUAUUCGCUCGAAUGGACAGCGGACUGGAUGCGUAUCUAUGUCGACUCGCGGCUGCACGCGAUGGUGGAGUCGAAGAUCCAAGGACGUGGCGGAAAGAGCUUCUUCGACCGCGGCGACUACCCGACGACGACGCAGAACGGGUCAAGCGAGGUCGUCGUGGAGAAUAUCUGGGAGCAGGCCGGCGGCGGACCAAAUGCUCCGUUCGACCAGGAGUUCUAUCUAAUUCUGGACGUUGCAGCGGGUGGCACGAACGGGUGGUUCCCCGACAGCGAGGGCGACAAGCCGUGGUACGACGGAUCGGAUACGGCGAUGCGAGAGUUCGCGGAGGCACAGAGCACUUGGGCUGCGUCGUGGCCGAGCGACGCUGCGGAUCGCGCGUUCCGGGUAUCCUCAGUGAAGAUGUGGAAGCUUUGCUAG
Messenger RNA from Laetiporus sulphureus 93-53, 1695 nucleotides. Its product is annotated as glycoside hydrolase family 16 protein. Bases 1 to 1695 code for a protein of 564 amino acids. The record is from RefSeq and is a predicted model, not a curated record. Gene Ontology annotation, biological process: carbohydrate metabolic process. Lineage: Eukaryota; Fungi; Basidiomycota; Agaricomycetes; Polyporales; Laetiporaceae. Gene Ontology annotation, molecular function: hydrolase activity, hydrolyzing O-glycosyl compounds. The transcript is spliced from 6 exons.